AUGUUCGAGCGACGUGCGGCAGACCGCUAUCACCUUCGAAUGCACCGCGCCCGGUCGGCAGUGCUGACCUCGGAUGAGAUGGUCGAAGUGCGCGCCGCUCAGCGCACCUUUGAAGGCGCCUACGUCCGCACAGCCCUCUCUCAAUUCUCUUUUGCCCUCGUCGUCCUCAAAAUCUUCACAGCCGAGUUCUACAGCAUCGGUGCCUUGUUCGCCAUCUACGGCACGGGCGUCCUGAUCAUCGGCCUCUUUCGUCGCUCGCAAGGAAACCGGCAAUUUUUCUCCGAGCUGGGGGACGAUGGGAUUCAUCGCCAUAAAUUCCGGACCAGUGGCAAUGCUGUGUUGGUUUUAACCGCCCUCAGUGUCGCUGCAUAUGUAUGUUUGAUUGGCCUGACGGUCAACUUGGGACAUUGA
Molecule: messenger RNA, 411 nt
Organism: Penicillium lagena
Lineage: Eukaryota; Fungi; Ascomycota; Eurotiomycetes; Eurotiales; Aspergillaceae
Exons: 2
Coding region: 1-411 (136 amino acids)
Source: RefSeq, a predicted model, not a curated record